AUGGAUCUUGAUCCAGCUCCACGAAAAAAACAGAAAUUAGCAGACAAUGUUUCUGAUCUCUUCGGAAAGAAUGAUUUUUAUAAUUUUGAACUUAAGCCAGACCACCUUGAUAAGCCUAUAUGAGUCUGCCCAAAUGGACAUGUUUUUCUGGAAGCACACUCACCAAUAUACCAACAAAUCACAGAUUUCCUGAUAGCGAUUGCAGAGCCUGUCAGUAGACCAGAGCAUGUUCAUGAAUAUAUCAUAACUCGCUAUUCUCUUUACGCUGCAGUCUCAGUCAAACUGGACACUGAUUAUAUCAUCUCUGUGUUACAAACCUACUGCAAGACUGUAAACUUGCCAUCAGAAGUUAUUGAAUUCAUACAAGAAAACACUGCACAAUACGGCAAAGCCAAACUUGUACUAAAACACAAUCGGUAUUACAUAGAAUCAGUCUACGAAGGAGUCUUAGAUGAUCUUUUACAAAUCCAAAGUGUAAGAGUCGCUAAAGACACUGUACAGUCCAUGAUUAUUGAGUCAGGAGAAAACCAUAUAGAAGAUGUAAGAGAAGAAUUAGACCGUUUAAGAGAUGCAGAAAAUGUUGAAGUCGCUGAAAAAGUCGAAAGUUUUGAAAUUAACCCAGAUAUGAUUGAGAUAGUCAGAAGAGACUGCCAUGAUGAGAAUUUCCCACUAUUAGAAGAAUAUGACUUUAUGGUAAACAUGAAUUCACCCUUUGAGGCAAAUUACUAAUUUUUUUUCUUAUAAAAAUGACGGUAAUUUUUUUAUUAAUUAUUUUAAAUAUAAAAAAAUUUUUGAAAUAAAUUAAUUUUUAUCCACUUUAUGAAUGACACAAAAAAUAUUAAAUUAGAAAUUGACCUGAAGCCAAGUACACAUAUAAGAUCUUAUCAAGAAAAAAGUUUAAGCAAAAUGUUCAGCAAUGGGAGAGCGAGGUCAGGAGUCAUUGUGCUGCCUUGUGGAUCUGGGAAAACACUUGUAGGGAUUACUGCUGUUUGCACUAUAAAGCAUCGAGCCAUUGUACUCUGUACAAGUGGAGUAGCUGUUGAGCAGUGAAAAAGGCAGUUUGAGCUGUGGAGCACUGUAAACCCAGCUAAUAUUAUUAGGUUUACCGCCACUUCUAAAGACAAAUUCCCCGAAAACCAAGCAACCAUUGUGAUUUCUACGUAUUCUAUGAUGGGAUUCCAAGGCAAAAGAUCAGCAGAAUCUCAAGAACUCUACGACAAGCUAAAAAAUCACGAAUGGGGCUUAUUAGUGAUGGACGAAGUCCAAGUCGUCCCAGCCGACAUGUUCAGAAAGGUCAUUUUUGAAGUAAAAAGUCACUGUAAGCUUGGCCUUACCGCCACACUUGUAAGAGAAGACGAAAGAAUUGAAGACUUAAACUUCUUAAUUGGGCCUAAAUUAUAUGAAGCAAACUGGCUAGACAUGCAGAGUUUAGGCCAUAUCGCCAAAGUCCAGUGUAUCGAAGUAUGGUGCCCUAUGACUGCUGAAUUUUUCCAAGAAUACCUCAGUGCAAAACCCAGAAAAAAAAUCCUUUUAUAUGUGGCAAAUCCUAAUAAACUUAUGACAUGUCAAUAUUUAGUAAAAAAACAUGAGGCAGCUGGCGACAAAAUAAUCAUUUUCAGUGACAAUUUAUUUGUGCUGGAGCUUUAUAGCAAAGCUCUUAAACUGCCUGUAAUUUCUGGCCAAACUUCUCAGGACGAAAGAAUGAGAAUCCUUUACUCUUUUGAAAAUACGUCCAAUAACAAUGUAAUUUUAGUGUCAAAAGUCGCUGAUAACUCUAUAGAUCUCCCAGGCGCAAAUGUGAUUAUACAGAUUUCGUCACAUUUUGGGUCAAGACGUCAAGAAGCCCAAAGACUGGGCAGAAUUUUGAGGCCGAAAACCAAUAUGGUCCAGACCAGCGAAUUUAAUGCAUCUUUUUAUUCUUUGGUUUCACAAGAUACCCAAGAAAUGUGGUAUGCUGACAAAAGGCAACAGUUUCUUAUAGAUCAAGGGUAUUCUUAUAAAGUCAUGAAUAUUGUGAAUGAAGUUCUUGCAGACCAAACGCUGAAAUUUUCUAAUAAAAAUGAACAAAAGUCGUUAUUGGAAAGGCUGCUGCAGGCUAAAGAUAUAGAUGAUGAGGCAAAUGAGGAUCCAGAUGAUAUUACACCUGAGACUAUGUCAAGGAAAACGGGAGACUUGUCGAGGCUGUCAGGACAGUCAGCAGGAUAUGCACUGCAGAAGAAGUCGAUGCAGAGGCAUAAGAUGUUUAGAAUGAGAUAUAAGAAAUUUAAACCAGGAUUAAGUUAAAUUAUAUAUAAAAUUCGGUUUCCUGUUUAACAUCUCAGCCAAUAUUAAUUGUAAGAGUUUUUGAAGGUUUUUACCAGAAAUAGUGCUGCUCUUAUUUUGGCCUGACUCUUGAUACUGUCUUGGAGCCUUGGAGUGCACAGCUAAGGAGCUUAUGGCUACUGCUUGUGUGAUUGACGGGUCAAGCUGGAAAAGCUACCUAGCUUAUAUUGCAAAUACUUCAUUAUUGGACGAGGUAUACAAAUAUCAGCUAGAUAUACCCAAUAUACAUAAACUUGUUCCUGCUUAGCUUAGCUUCAGGCUGUAGCAAGGUCCUAAACUAAACAGGUGCAGGAUUUAAUAAUAUCACCAUUUUUGUGUUAAUUUAAGCCAGGAACUUAA
This is a messenger RNA of Blepharisma stoltei, 2661 nucleotides long. NCBI's taxonomy places the organism in Eukaryota, Ciliophora, Heterotrichea, Heterotrichida, Blepharismidae. The record is from the annotation of a GenBank genome assembly.